CAGGUAGAGAGAAUUGUUGACAAGAGGAAAAACAAGAAGGGAAAAACGGAGUAUUUGGUGCGAUGGAAAGGAUAUGACAGCGAAGACGAUACUUGGGAGCCAGAACAGCACCUUGUUAAUUGUGAGGAAUAUAUACAUGAAUUUAACAGGCGUCACAAUGAAAAGCAAAAAGAAAGCACAUUAACCAGGACAAACAGGACCUCUCCAAAUAAUGCCAGAAAACAAAUCUCUAGAUCUACCAAUAGUUCUUUUUCAAAGACAUCCACUAAAUCUUUAGUUAUGGGUAAAGAUCAUGAGUCAAAAAAUAAUCAACUUUUUACUACCACCCAGAAGUUCCGGAAAAACAAUUCACCAUCUCUUUCUGGCAGGAAAAAUAUGGACCUUGCAAAAUCAGGUAUAAAAAUCCUAGUGCCCAAAAGCCCAAUUAAAAGCCGGACAACAGUUGAUGGCUUCCAGAAUGAAAGCCCUGAUAAAAUGGACCACAUUGAACAGGAUCAAGAAGAUUCCAUAGCACCAGAAGUAGCAGCAGAGAAACCAGUGGGAGCUUUGUUAGGACCUGGCGCAGAGCGUGCUAGGAUGGGGAGCCGACCAAGGAUACACCCCUUAGUGCCACAAUUACCAGUGCCAGUAACAGCCACAAUUGCAUCAGCAUUAACAAUAAAUGGAAAAGGUACAUCCACCUUUAUGGAAGCAUUAGCAGCCAAUGGUACAAGCAACAUACAGUCAUCUGUAACGGGAGUGUCAGCCAGCAAACGGAGAUUCAUCGAUGACAGGAGAGAUCAGCCCUUUGAUAAAAGGCUGCGCUUCAGCGUGAGGCAAACGGAGAGCGCCUACCGGUACAGAGACAUUGUUGUCAGAAAACAAGAUGGGUUCACACACAUUUUGCUAUCAACGAAAUCAUCUGAAAAUAAUUCACUAAAUCCAGAGGUGAUGAAGGAAGUCCAAAGUGCACUGAACACAGCAGCUGCAGAUGACAGUAAACUUGUGCUGUUCAGUGCAGUUGGUAGCAUUUUCUGCUGUGGUCUCGAUUUUAUUUAUUUUAUACGACGUUUAACAGAUGAUAGAAAAAAGGAAAGCACUAAGAUGGCAGAAGCUAUUAGGAAUUUUGUGAACACUUUUAUUCAGUUUAAGAAGCCCAUCAUUGUAGCAGUGAACGGCCCAGCUAUUGGACUCGGCGCGUCUAUAUUGCCGCUGUGCGACGUGGUCUGGGCCAACGAGAAGGCUUGGUUCCAGACCCCAUACACUACAUUCGGACAGAGUCCAGAUGGAUGUUCCUCCCUCACGUUCCCCCGGAUAAUGGGCUUGGCUUCUGCCAAUGAGAUGUUGUUCAGUGGAAGGAAGCUGACCGCGCAGGAAGCUUGUGCCAAAGGACUCGUGUCUCAAGUGUUCUGGCCGGGAACAUUCACACAGGAAGUAAUGGUUCGAAUUAAGGAACUUGUCACAUGUAAUUCAGUUGUACUUGAAGAAUCCAAAGCUUUAGUCCGUAAUGUCAUGAAGGUGGACUUGGAACAAGCAAAUGAAAAGGAGUGUGAAGUUUUGAAGAAAAUCUGGGGCUCUGCGCAAGGGAUGGACUCAAUGUUAAAAUAUCUGCAGAAGAAAAUUGAUGAGUUCUGAUGAGAUGCCCCUUGACACUGGAAUUGUAUUUCUUGGACAGCAGGGCAAGCAAAUCAUGCCCAUUA
This is a messenger RNA of Tinamus guttatus (white-throated tinamou), 1679 nucleotides long. NCBI's taxonomy places the organism in Eukaryota, Metazoa, Chordata, Aves, Tinamiformes, Tinamidae. The record is from RefSeq and is a predicted model, not a curated record.